AUGCCAUCUCGGCCCACCAGCACCAGUACCGGCACCCCAGAACAGCAUACCACAGCAACGGAAUCUGAUCGUGGAGACAAGUCCGGCCAUGUUGAGGCACAGCAAUUUUCUACUGAUAAUGCAGUCGAUGGGAAGAACAAACUGCAAGAUCAGACCAAUUUAUUACCCAUUAAACAACUGUUAAUUGUUUUUGUGGGCCUGAGUUGUGCUCUGUUCUCUUUGCUUAUUUAUAACAGUGUCUCUACCGCUCUUCCAACCCUCGGACGGGUUUUUCACGAUGCAUCGGUUGAGUCCUGGGUUGGAACUUCAUAUCUUCUCACAUCGACCGCAUGCCAGCCACUAUAUGGGCGUCUUUCCGAUAUCUUUGGCCGAAAGAUCGUUCUUCUCACCAGUAUGGGCUUUUUCCUCUUUGGGUCUAUCCUGUCCGCGGUAUCCCAGAGUAUGAUCAUGCUCAUUGUGUUCCGUGCAAUCUCCGGAAUUGGCGGUGGUGGCAUUCUCACUUCAGUCAUGAUUGCAGUGUCUGAUGUUGUUUCCUUGGAGAAACGAGGGACAUAUCAGGGUAUCAUUGGGGUGGUAGUUGCUCUCUCCAACUCAAUUGGUCCUCUCAUCGGCGGCCUUUUCACAGAGAAGGUUUCGUGGCGAUGGUGCUUUUACAUCAACAUCCCCUUGACUGGCAUUUCUAUUCUUGUUGUUCUGUUAGUCCUUCCUCUGAAAAGGGUCAAGGGCGAUAUGAAAGCUAGAUUCAAACAAAUUGAUUACCUAGGAUGCAUUACUAUGCUCAUCGCGGCGGUUUUGAUCUUGCUACCGAUUUCCUGUUCGCAGAGCUUCCACUCAUCCCAAGUGCGUGAUUUGGCUGCCAUUCUCUAUGCCAAACUAACCACUAUAACAGUGCAUAUUUUCAAGAACUCCACGGUCGCAGGUGCAUCAGUAGGCGCAUUUUUCACUGGGUUCAUGUUUUACGCCAAUCUAUACUACCUCCCCCAAUUCUUCCAAGUUGUCUACUCAGCCUCCCCAAUCAAGUCUGGCGUGCUCCUCCUACCUCUCGUUGUGAUUCAAUGCGUCGUGUCUUUUACCUCUGGUUACCUUGUCUCCAAAACUGGGAACUACACUAUCAAUAUGUGGGCAGGCUUUGCCAUUUGGGCCAUUGCAUGUGGUCUCCUGUCCACCAUCUCCUCAACAACUUCUAUUGGACGACUCGUAGGGUACCAGAUCCUUAGUGGUAUCGGAUCUGGACAGACGCUUCAGACAAAUUUGGUUGCUAUCCAGGCCAACGUUGAACGGAAGGAGAUGGCUGUCGCUACUGCUACUCGAAACUUUCUGCGAUUAUUGGGUGGAACUGUGGCUUUAGCUGCUUGUGGUGCGAUUCUGAAUAACACCGUUCGAUCACUUCGGGAUCAUUGGGGCUCACUGCAGCACAGAAGUCUGCGGCUAUUCAUGCCUAUAAUACUGACGGUGUCAGCUCAUGGAAUUCGCAACAUCUAUUAUUUCAUGGUUGCAUGCUGCUGCGUCUCAUUCUUCAUCACAGUCUCUUUCGUUCGCAGCACCAGUCUCAAACGCGAUGAUGACGCGAGGCUUCAAGAGGAAGGCAAGAAGUGGGCAGCGAAGCAUCGUGGUCUUCAUGCGCUUGGUAAGAAGAAUGUAAAUGGUGUGGCCACUGAGAAGCUGCCCACUCAAACGGUUGCAGUGCCGGAGUCUCAGCUCAAGGGCUCGCAGUAA
Penicillium odoratum is the source of this 1716-nucleotide messenger RNA. RefSeq names its product MDR family MFS transporter. The record is from RefSeq and is a predicted model, not a curated record. The transcript has 8 exons. Gene Ontology annotation, molecular function: transmembrane transporter activity. Gene Ontology annotation, biological process: transmembrane transport. The coding region runs from base 1 to 1716 and encodes 571 amino acids. Lineage: Eukaryota; Fungi; Ascomycota; Eurotiomycetes; Eurotiales; Aspergillaceae.